Messenger RNA from Nerophis ophidion (straightnose pipefish), 5171 nucleotides. RefSeq names its product cholinergic receptor, muscarinic 5a (gene chrm5a). Gene Ontology annotation, cellular component: synapse; dendrite; plasma membrane. The transcript is spliced from 3 exons. The record is from RefSeq and is a predicted model, not a curated record. Lineage: Eukaryota; Metazoa; Chordata; Actinopteri; Syngnathiformes; Syngnathidae. Gene Ontology annotation, molecular function: G protein-coupled serotonin receptor activity; G protein-coupled acetylcholine receptor activity. Gene Ontology annotation, biological process: chemical synaptic transmission; adenylate cyclase-inhibiting G protein-coupled acetylcholine receptor signaling pathway; G protein-coupled receptor signaling pathway, coupled to cyclic nucleotide second messenger. The coding region runs from base 425 to 1981 and encodes 518 amino acids.
GCCCUUUUCCAUCCCUCCCUCCAUCCUUCCUUCUAUUCUCACAUGCACUGUGUGCUUUGGAGCUGCAUGCUCACUGUCCCGAAACAUGAUGAACCAUUCGCCCCUGUGGGAAUUCUUUCUCCUGGCAACGAGCUAGCGUCAGCUCUCUUUUGUGUCUUUCAGCCACACACAACUACAUCUGCAGCGGCAGCAGCAGCAAGAGGAGAAGAAGAAGAUGCUACAGCGAGACAAUGCAGUUAUGGUCCUCCGCCCUCCUGCCUUCAGUCGCAUUCUUCUUCUCAUCUCUGACUGUUCUGAUGCUUGGAGCCACACUUGACCCCCAGAGGACUUCCCAGGCAAAACAAAGGGAUUAACGCUCAACUUUCUUAGGGUGCCCUCGCUGAAAUGCAUCGUGCAGUCAUGAGACGUCACUAGGAACAGGAACAUGGAUGGUGAGCAUGCACUAAAUGCCACAGUGAACACCAGUACUGAAGACAUCCAACUGGUCACUCAUAGUCUUUGGGAAGUGAUCACCAUAGCGACCGUGUCCGCCAUAGUCAGCCUGAUCACCAUAGUGGGCAACGUCCUAGUGAUGCUCUCCUUUAAAGUCAACAGCCAGCUGAAGACGGUGAACAAUUACUACCUGCUAAGUCUUGCUGCUGCAGACCUCAUCAUCGGAGUCUUUUCCAUGAACUUGUACACCUCCUACAUUCUGAUGGGUUACUGGGCCUUGGGGAACCUCUCCUGUGACCUGUGGUUGGCUUUAGACUACGUGGCCAGUAACGCCUCAGUCAUGAACCUGCUGGUGAUCAGUUUUGACAGAUACUUUUCAAUCACGAGGCCUCUGACCUACAGAGCCAAACGGACACCCAAACGGGCUGGCAUUAUGAUUGGUUUGGCUUGGCUGGUGUCUCUUGUUCUGUGGGCUCCGCCUAUUCUUUGCUGGCAAUACUUUGUUGGAAAAAGAACUGUCCCUGAGAGACAAUGUCAGAUUCAGUUCUUCUCAGAGCCCAUAAUCACCUUCGGAACAGCGAUAGCAGCGUUUUACAUCCCCGUGUCAGUCAUGACCAUCCUCUACUGUCGGAUUUACAAAGAAACAGAAAAAAGGACCAAAGAUUUAGCAGAGCUUCAGGGAGCAAACCAGACCACAGAGACUGACGUCACCCAGCCUCGAAUUAUCCAAUCGUGUUUUAGCUGCAAACUAAGAUCUACAUCGCAUGACCGCAACCAAGCCUCGUGGUCUUCCUCAAGCAAGAGCAAUGCUGCCAAGUCCACUACCUUCACCAAUGAGGAGUGGUCCAAAGCUGGUCAGCUGACCACCUACAACAGCUAUGCCUCAUCGGAAGACGAAGAGAGGUCUGUGUCUCCUGGGGCCCCGCAGCCUUCGUUUGGGAACCGUGUCUGCGAGGACAGCAAGAGCACUGCAGGAAACGAAAGCGAGCAGCUCAGCAGCUACGACGAGGACAGCUUCUUCCAAACACCCCCCAAAAGCAACUCUCAGAGGAACAGCAAGUGCAUGUCGUACAAGUUCAAGCCGACUACCAAAGACACGCUGGCGAUGCACCAGAACAAAAACGGCGACACUAAAGCCACUUUCUCCUCAGCAGAGUCCAUGAAUGCUCCAUCAGUGUCCAAGCCAAUGGAUGCCACACUGAAGAACCACAUGACCAAGAGGAAGAGGAUGGUGCUGAUCAAAGAGAGGAAGGCAGCUCAGACUCUUAGCGCUAUACUGCUGGCCUUCAUCCUAACAUGGACACCCUACAACAUCAUGGUGCUCAUUUCCACCUUCUGCUCCAACUGCAUUCCGCUCUCCUUGUGGCACCUGGGCUACUGGCUGUGCUAUGUCAACAGCACCGUCAACCCCAUGUGCUACGCCCUCUGUAACAAGACUUUCCAAAAGACCUUCCGCAUGCUUCUACUCUGCCAGUGGAAGAAGAAAAGGGUUGAGGAGAAACUCUACUGGUACGGACAAAACCCAAUGGUUGGCACCAAACUUACUUGAAUUAUUUAGAAAGUGUAAAUAUUCUUCUGACAUUAGCAGAGUUAACAUCAGCAUUUCUGCUCAAUCAUCAUUAUUUGUAUGGUUGUGAUUAGCUUUAAAGGGGAACAUUAUCACAAUUUAUGAAGGGUUAAAACCAGUAAAAAUAAGUUCCCAGUGGCUUAUUUUAUUUUUCAAAGUUUUUCUCAAAAUUUUACCCAUCACGCAAUAUCCCGAAAAACGGCUUCAAAGUGCCUGAUUUACACCAUCGCUAUAUCCACCCGUCUAUUGUCCUGUGAUGUCACUGCAUGAAGCCACCAGAAACAAACGUGGCGGAUAGUACAGAAAGGUAUAGCAUAGUAGCUCGGAUUCAGACUCGGAUUUCAGCAGCGCAAGCGAUUCAACAGAUUACGCAUGUAUUGAAACGGAUGGUUGGAGUGAGGAGGCAGGUACCGAAAACAAAAUUAAAGAAGAAACAGAAGCUUUUGAGCCAUAACAUGACAGACAGCGGCACGGGAGGAAGCGCGGACGAAUUUGGCGAUCGCCUUCUAACCAACGAUUGGUAUGUGUUUGUUUGGCAUUAAAUGUAGGUGGAGGGAAAGGCUGCAUGCAAAUAUAGCUACAAAUGAGGCAUAAUGAUGCAAUAUGUACAUACAGCUAGCCUAAAUAACAUGUUAGCAUCGAUUAGCUUGCAGUCAUGCCGUGACCAAAUAUAUCUGAUUAGCACACUCCACAUAAGUCAAUAACAUCAACAAAACUCACCUUUGUGAUUUCGUUGACUUUAUCGUUGGAAAUGCAUCUGCUUUGAGUGUCGCAGGAUAUCCACACAUUCUUGCCAUCUCUGUCGUAGCAUAGCUGUCGUCGGUACUGUGUGCAGAACAAAUGAGGGACUUUCGCAUCUUUUGACCACUUGUGGUCAAAAGAUGCAUGUUGUCUCCAAGAUACCGGAAAACUGUCGAAAAAACGGAAAAUAACAGAGCUGAUUUGACUUGGUGUGUGUAAUGUGUUUGAGAAAAUGGCGGGUCGCUUCAUGACGUGACGUCACAGGUGAAAGGUCAUUGCUCCGACAGGCGAACAAUUGAAAGGCGUUUAAAUCGCCAAUUUCACCCUUUUAGAGUAUGGAAAUCGGUUAAAAAAACAUAUGGUCUUUUUUCUGCAACAUCAAGGUAUAUAUUGAUGCUUACAUAGGUCUGGUGAUAAUGUUCCCCUUUAAAACAUGUCAACAUAAGAAAAAACACUCAGAGAGUGCAGAUCUCUGCCAGGCCCUAUCUAGAGAAAAUAAAAUCUUGAAUCCAGACAGUGAUCCGGUUCACCCCCAAAAUCUAAUCACUUGGCUCUUAUCCCAUUCUGACAUUUCCUGAACGUUUCAUCAAAAUCUGCCCAUAACCUUUUGAGCAAUGUUGCUAACUAACUAACAAACAGAGAAACGAACCCUGGCGAAUACAUAACCUCCUGGUGGAGGUAAAAAGAAGGUUGAUUCUUGCAUGCACAAAGUGACAUAAACAACCAACAUUAUUCCACACUGGACUAUGUUUAUAAUCUCAGUGCAUAAUUUAGUAUGAAAUGUAAAUUAUUUCGGUCAUGAUUACUCACUUUAAACAAAUUCUACGGGCUGCACAAAAUGUCACGGACAUAUUUUACCCUUUAAAGGUCGCCUGUUAUGUAAAAUCUACUUUUUAUAAUAUAAAAAGUAACAAGUCCCCUCAAGCUUGUUUAUGAAGUUCUGGGUUUUCAUGACACACUGAUGAAGGGAAAACCUCCUCCCUAAUGUGUAUGAUCUCACUUGUGACCCGCCCUAACUAGAUGAGCCCAUCCUGUCAAUACGUCUUUUCACAGAGGACAGUUUUUUAAAAAGCAACUACAACAUAAGUGGCUUCACUACACAUCUUGAAAUAAAGCCAAGAGCUCUGCCAAAUAUCAGUCAGCUACCAACGAAAGUUUCAUCCUUUUGUUUUUCUUCAAUGAUUAUGCUAAGCUACCAUUGUGAUUCAAUGUAUGUGACUGUGAUGUUAACACUGUAGUUAACAUAUGCUAAUGUUGCUAUUGUUUGAGGCCCAGUUAAUUAGACGUUGUUGUAUGUAAUAUAUGAAAUAGAUAAUGAGUACAGUCGCGCUUCUUGUAGCCGCACACUACAAACACUGCUCAUAGGCAUUAAAGCUGCGGUCACAAAACGGCGUGUUAUCAAACUGGGCUUACUAAAAGUAUUUUUAAACAGUCUAAAUUCCAGCUCCAGGAUUUUGAGCAAGCCAUGUCCAUGUAUAUACAUUUGAUAUUUAUUUAUUAUUGUUGGAAAAAUAGGUGGAACCUUCAACUAAAAUGCUAGGAUUCAAUUUGGCAUUGUUUCUGUUAUAUUUUAAAUGGCUAAGAAAGGCUCUAAAAGCUACACCCUGCUUGCUUAGACAGGACUGUAAUUUCAAGCCUUAUCACAUGUGUCAUAUUUUUCUAUUGUCAUUUAUGGGCUUCUAAAUAUAAUUUAACUUUGUCUAACGAUAAGACAUUUGUAAUUUAAACACAUCUUUAUUUAUUGUUUUAUUCAUAGACAAAUGGAGAUACAUACUUUGCAUUGGACAACAAAGAUACUAUACAUGUUAUAGGAAUUAAAACCUUAUGACUGAAGUCCAGCCAGUCCAGCAUUUUUUUUUAGCCAAUCCAAAUACAAAUCAGUUAUAGGAAGAAAUGUCAACAAAGGGAGCUUUAGCAGUAUAGUUUAGUUUUUUAUUCAAAAGUGUGAAACAGUUGUAGCCUCCCCUAACACCUUUCUUUACUGUACUGUACACUGGCUGUAUAUAUAGCUAAUAUUGCUUCUGUUCUUAAUAUAAUGUUUUGUCCAGCUGGGCUGUAAAAGAUGGUAAAACAUGAUUUCCUCACAUUCACCGUACAGUAUAUACAUUUCAAGGCAAUUUUAUAAACACCACCCAAAAUAGUGUUCUCAAGCUGUUGGUGGUCCUCUGGCGCCUCCCAGGGGGGGCUGGUUUCACACUUUGAAAACUGUUCCUCAGUAUAUUUUAUUUUAGUACUAGAUUACUGUUCUAGUUUUUCAAUGCUUUCAUCAUUUUGAAGUAUUGUGGCCAAACACAUUACCAAGUACUUUUGGUGAAAUGAUGGGAUCCUACACUUUGCAAUGUACACUUAUGUACAGGCAAAACAUUGUUGUAAUGUUCUGUAUAUCUUGAUCAUGUUCAAUCAUGUUUUUUCUAAAUAAAUGUGUUUCUAU